AUGUCAUAUCAGUCGAGUGUGGCGCAAGACUCCUUAGCUGCAGCACAGUUGGAAAUGGCCGGUAACCCUUCUUUGGCGCUUCGUCGACCAUUCGACCCUGUGGCUCACGAUUUGGAGGCCAGUUUUCGACUAACAAGAUUCGCCGACCUCAAGGGAAGAAGUUGUAAAGUACCUCAAGAUGUGCUAUCUAAACUUGUCGAGUCGCUGCAGCAAGACUAUUCCCAACAAGAUGAUCAAUUUAUGCAUGUCGCUAUCCCACGCAUCGGCAUCGGCUUAGAUUGCUCCGUUACGCCGCUUCGCCACGGUGGACUCUGCUUGGUUCAAACCACAGACUUCUUCUAUCCCCUCGUUGACGAUCCCUACAUGAUGGGAAAAAUAGCGUGUGCUAACGUACUCAGUGAUUUGUACGCUAUGGGUGUCACUGAAUGUGACAAUAUGCUUAUGUUAUUGGGCGUCUCAACUAAAAUGACUGAGAAGGAGCGUGAUGUCGUGAUCCCCUUAAUUAUGCGUGGAUUCAAGGAUUCUGCCCUUGAAGCUGGCACAUCUGUAACUGGAGGCCAAACUGUUAUUAAUCCAUGGUGUACUAUCGGAGGGGUAGCUACUACUAUUUGUCAGCCUAAUGAAUAUAUUGUCCCUGACAAUGCUGUUAUGGGCGAUGUACUUGUGUUGACCAAACCCCUCGGAACACAAGUGGCAGUCAAUGCACACCAAUGGCUUGACCAACCAGAACGCUGGAAUAGAAUUAAACUUGUUGUAUCAGAAGAGGAUGUUAGAAAAGCUUACCACCGGGCAAUGGAUUCAAUGAGCAGAUUGAACAGAAUUGCUGCUCGCCUCAUGCACAAAUACAAUGCUCAUGGUUCUACUGAUGUCACUGGAUUUGGUCUACUUGGCCAUGCUCAGAAUCUUGCAUCACAUCAAAAGAAUGAAGUGUCAUUUGUUAUCCACAAUCUACCAGUGAUUGCUAAAAUGGCAGCAGUAGCUAAAGCUUGUGGUAAUAUGUUCCAGUUACUACAAGGCCAUGCACCUGAAACAUCUGGAGGGCUUCUCAUCUGUUUGCCCCGAGAACAAGCAGCUGCUUACUGUAAAGAUAUUGAGAAACAGGAGGGUUACCAGGCAUGGAUUAUUGGUAUUGUGGAGAAGGGCAACCGUACUGCAAGAAUCAUUGACAAGCCCCGAGUUAUCGAAGUACCAGCAAAAGAUUAG
Molecule: messenger RNA, 1203 nt
Organism: Leptosia nina
Lineage: Eukaryota; Metazoa; Arthropoda; Insecta; Lepidoptera; Pieridae
Source: the annotation of a GenBank genome assembly